Nannospalax galili (Upper Galilee mountains blind mole rat) is the source of this 2121-nucleotide messenger RNA. RefSeq names its product R-spondin 2 (gene Rspo2). The transcript is spliced from 6 exons. The record is from RefSeq and is a predicted model, not a curated record. The coding region runs from base 936 to 1688 and encodes 250 amino acids. NCBI's taxonomy places the organism in Eukaryota, Metazoa, Chordata, Mammalia, Rodentia, Spalacidae.
AGAAAAGUCUGAAAGACAUCCUCAGUUUCUCCUCCGAUCCUCCUGCAGGAGGGUAGUGGUGAAGUUGGAAGUGACCCCAGCCUUGGCGUAAACAGCGGGGCUCCGGGUCCGCAAGGCCAGGGGGUACCCCUUACCCAAGCUACUUUCAGUACUGAGUUUCUGCUGGAGUGCGGCUCCCUACAAACUGUCAGCUCGCUUUAGGACCUCAGGGAAACCCAAGCGUUUCUGGCUUUAGGACCCAGGAACUCUGAGGCAGCUUGGAUUUAGAUCCUAGGACCACAGCACCACCUACUUAUAGAAGCAUCCUGAGCCUUAGCUGUCUGCAUCUCCAUUGGAAAGUGCGCUCACCACAUCCCUUCGGCCUCCUGGGCAGCAUUCCGUCUGCCCCAGCGUGGACAGCGAGAAACCUUAGCUGUGAAGUGGCGGUGGAGAGAGACCUGGAAGCAGCACGAUUGGAUCCCUAAGCGGCGAGUAGAGCAGACGCGCCCCUGACCGCGGGAUCGCUCUCGCGGGCGUAGACACAGCAUCCCAGUGGUUGCGGUCGCGCUUGCCCGGCCGCGCGCUCCUGCCAGGCGCCGGCAAUCCCGAGGACCCUCUGGGUCCGCUGACCCUGCCUCAGCCGCCGGAAUCCCAGAGCUGCCAAGAGCUCCCGGCGGGUGUCGGCAAACUUUUCCCGAGCCCACGUGCUAACGGAACAACCCGGCUCGCUUCCCGAGCCCGGGAUGGAACGCCGCGCCUAGGCACGCCGUGUGGCCCGAGACACGCGCGCACGGUUCAAAGCGGAGAGAUGCUCAGCGAGCGGAACUGACCAUUACAGCCCCAGGGCUAGUGGCAUCUGUCUUGACCUCCCCAGCCGCGCGAGCAGCGCUGCUUCUGUGCAGGAACCCCAGGUUUCCCUGACUUUGAGAGGCUCUCUGCCCUGCCCGACCGUCCAGAUGCAGUUUCGCCUCUUCUCUUUUGCCCUCAUCAUUCUGAAUUGUAUGGAUUACAGCCAGUGCCAAGGCAACCGAUGGAGACGCAGUAAGCGAGGUGGGUCGCGUUCUGCUGAAGCUAGUUAUGUGUCAAAUCCCAUUUGCAAGGGUUGUCUGUCUUGCUCAAAGGACAACGGGUGCAGCAGAUGUCAACAGAAGUUGUUUUUCUUCCUUCGAAGAGAAGGGAUGCGCCAGUAUGGAGAGUGUCUGCACUCCUGCCCAUCAGGGUACUAUGGACAUCGAGCCCCAGACAUGAACAGAUGUGCAAGAUGCAGAAUAGAAAACUGUGAUUCUUGCUUUAGCAAAGACUUUUGUACCAAGUGCAAAGUAGGCUUUUAUUUGCAUAGAGGCCGUUGCUUUGAUGAAUGUCCAGAUGGCUUUGCACCAUUAGAUGAGACCAUGGAAUGUGUGGAAGGAUGUGAAGUUGGUCAUUGGAGUGAAUGGGGAACUUGUAGCAGAAACAAUCGCACAUGUGGAUUUAAAUGGGGUCUGGAAACCAGAACACGGCAAAUUGUAAAAAAGCCAGCGAAAGACACAAUACCAUGUCCAACUAUUGCUGAGUCCAGGAGAUGCAAGAUGGCCGUGAGGCACUGCCCAGGAGGGAAAAGAACAGCAAAGGCAAAGGAGAAGAGAAACAAGAAGAGGAGGAGGAAGCUGAUUGAAAGAGCACAGGAGCAGCACAGCGUCUUCCUGGCCACAGACAGAGCUAACCAAUAAAAUACAAGACACAGAUGGUGGAUUUUGAGGGGUUUGUUGUUGUUGUUGUUGUUGUUUAUUUUGCAGAAGUGCACAAUGUUGCUCUGCAUUCCACACUGGUGUACAGCAUUUCUGCUGCCCUGACCAGUAUCCAUGUCCAGUAACAUUGUGAAGGGAGAAGCCCCAAACAUGGAUUCUGGAUUAUUUAUGCUUUGAUUUGAAUCUGGAGCCUGUGAUUGCAGAAGCUCUUUGACCUGAAUCAGUGGGAGCUGAAGCAUGUGCAUGCCUAUAAUGAGCGCAGUGUGUCCUGAGAAUCUGUCCCUGGCACAGUGGACCUGCAGGAGGAGUGAGGCUGUAGCUCACCACUGGAGAACACACUUGUGCCUACUUACAUGAAAGAAAAUGCUCAGCAGGCAAAGCGCUGUUCACUUGUGACUUUUAUUUCUCACAUUGU